Danio aesculapii is the source of this 2628-nucleotide messenger RNA. It is a transcript of the gene mknk2a, whose product is annotated as MAPK interacting serine/threonine kinase 2a. The record is from RefSeq and is a predicted model, not a curated record. Gene Ontology annotation, cellular component: cytoplasm; nucleus. Bases 233 to 1651 code for a protein of 472 amino acids. The transcript has 14 exons. Gene Ontology annotation, biological process: intracellular signal transduction; peptidyl-serine phosphorylation; protein autophosphorylation. NCBI's taxonomy places the organism in Eukaryota, Metazoa, Chordata, Actinopteri, Cypriniformes, Danionidae. Gene Ontology annotation, molecular function: calmodulin binding; calcium/calmodulin-dependent protein kinase activity; calcium-dependent protein serine/threonine kinase activity.
AAACCCUUUCCCUCGCCUAUGAAAUGUUUCUGAUAACUUUUUUUGAGCAAUAAAAACUCCAGUCCAUUACUUUCCGACCGCAACCACAGCCAGUUCAGAGGAGUUAUCUGUUGCACGACCACCUUGAGGUGAUCAGACCAGAAGUGAUAAGCAUUUGAUUUAAAGGAGAACUAAUAAAGCACUGUGAUUUUUGGACCGCAAUCUGCACAUCAACAUCUGAGCUUUGGAAAACAUGGUGCAAAACAAGAUCACUGAAGUAACUGGAUUCCAUCGCUCCUUUAAGGGGCAAGACCCUUUCAAGACAGAUGAAUUCAUAGAUUCGGAUUCCCAUUUUGAGUCGUCCUUCGCGUUGGAGCGCUCAACAAGGCCUGACAUGCCAUCCAGCCAGCCCAUCGAUAUCCCUGAUGCCAAGAAGAGAAAUAAGAAGAAAAAGAGAUGCAGAGCAACUGACAGUUUCUCAGGACGUUUUGAAGAUGUUUACAAACUACAGAAUGAGGUCCUUGGAGAAGGGGCUUAUGCUGUUGUACAGACCUGCAUCAAUCUGAUCACCAAUAAAGAAUACGCAGUUAAGAUAAUUGAGAAGAGGCCAGGCCACAGUCGGAGCCGUGUCUUCAGGGAGGUGGAAAUGCUGUACCAGUGUCAGGGCCACAGAAACAUUUUGGAACUGGUAGAAUAUUUUGAGGAAGAGGACAAAUUUUAUUUAGUCUUUGAGAAACUGAGAGGCGGUUCGAUCUUGACUCACAUACACCGAAGACAACACUUCAAUGAGCAGGAAGCCAGCAUAGUGGUGCAGGACAUCGCCAGCGCACUGGACUUCCUUCACAACAAAGGGAUGGCACAUCGAGACCUAAAGCCAGAGAACAUCCUCUGUGAACACAGUGACAGGAUUUCUCCAGUGAAGAUCUGUGAUUUUGACUUGGGAAGUGGGAUCAAGUUAAAUAGUGACAGCUCUCCCAUCUCCACCCCUGAACUCUUGACUCCGUGUGGCUCAGCUGAAUACAUGGCCCCAGAAGUGGUGGAGGCCUUUAAUGAAGAAGCCAGCAUCUACGACAAGCGCUGUGACCUGUGGAGCCUUGGAGUCAUCCUCUACAUUAUGCUGAGUGGAUACCCGCCAUUUGUGGGUCGCUGUGGGACAGACUGUGGCUGGGAUUGGGGAGAGCCCUGCCAAGCCUGCCAGAGCAUGCUGUUUGAGAGUAUUCAGGAAGGCAAGUAUGAGUUUCCAGAGAAAGACUGGGCACACAUCUCCCCUGCAGCCAAAGACCUCAUCACCAAACUAUUGGUACGGGAUGCCAAAGACCGCCUCAGUGCUGCCCAAGUCCUGCAGCACCCAUGGGUCAAAGGGUGUGCACCCAACACUGUUUCUGCAUCCAUACUACAUCAGAGGGGCGGCAGCGCUCAGGACCUGACGUUCUUUGCGGGGCAGGCCGUAGCCAUGAACCGGCAGCUGGCGGAGAGGGAGGAGAGCGAGGAUCUGUCUCUGUCCUCUCCUCUUCUCUCCAGCAGCUCCGGCUCCAUGCUCUUGUCUCCUCCAUCCAGGUCCAAGCUGGCCCACCGCAGAAAGACCGCCAGCAGUCAGCACAGAGGACCAGUGUGUGCUGCUGAACUCCGCCAGCUCCUCGCCCCGCUCGUGAUCGUGGGCGACUGUGCCUGAUUAUCAUGACCUUCACCAGCCUUCGAUCUCCACUGUCGACCUCUAUAUGAAUCUUCGACUAGGCAGUAUGUUGAUCUCAGACCUCUCUGCCCACUUGUUCGUGGAUCUAAAGCUCAUGUGGGAAGGACUCGCAUGCUUGUAGCACUUAAAGCACCUCAAAAGCCCCCGCAAACAAAGUUUUGAUUGGGUAAAAAGGCUGUUGUGGCUGGAAAGAGACUUGUUGACGUCUGAGAGUCCCAGGAAUCUGUCAAUAUAUAACAAUGUUUACAUAAAACCUUAAACCAAAGGAUUUAAGCUGCUUUCAUUUGGUACCCCACCUAAAUCAUUUACCUUCAAAGCAUCAGGAAAAAUAACUUCUGCUGUUUGCCUUUUGUGCUCACGUCAGGACCCCAGGAGCAGCUGAAUGAAUUGUAUUUCUACAGUUUUGGGGGUUUUAUUUAUCCUCUACUGUGACUAAUUUUGCAUCAACUGUUGCUCGAACUUAAGUAGAAUGCGAUUUGAUUUAUUCAAGUCAUUCAGGGCAGAAAUGGUAGCCAUUUUGUGUGGGGUUUUGCAAUCCUGAUUCUAUUUAUCAAGAACCUCAUGUAACCAAAUUUCAAUCCACCGCUUUACUGUAAUGACACUUGAUUCUGCCCAAAACAAAGCUGAGCUGAAACCUCAGAAUGAAGAACCAGAGCAGAUCUUACAGCAGGAAGACACAUUCUGUGUAAAUGAACUGGCGUCUUACAUUUAGUUUUGUCCUUGUGCUGGAAAGUUUGCCACUUUCAUGGAGCAGUGCAGCACAGCUUCUGUAUUUGGCUUCUCAGGAAAACAGGAAUUGGUUGCACAAUCAUAUUUCCUCCCUUUAUGUCCUGAAUCGCCAUGCCAUUGGGGUUUUAAGUAACUGACAGAGGUGCAUUUCCAACACCCUUUUCACCAUUCAUUCAGUCAAUGACCAUAUUCACUGUUUGAAUAAAGGUGAUCAUUCCGUCAAAAGA